Drosophila grimshawi is the source of this 2295-nucleotide messenger RNA. It is a transcript of the gene PIG-B, whose product is annotated as GPI mannosyltransferase 3. The record is from RefSeq and is a predicted model, not a curated record. Lineage: Eukaryota; Metazoa; Arthropoda; Insecta; Diptera; Drosophilidae. The transcript has 5 exons. The coding region runs from base 221 to 1882 and encodes 553 amino acids. Gene Ontology annotation, cellular component: endoplasmic reticulum membrane. Gene Ontology annotation, molecular function: alpha-1,2-mannosyltransferase activity. Gene Ontology annotation, biological process: GPI anchor biosynthetic process.
ACGUCAGCGUCACUUUGCCUAUUUUGCUUUGCUCUUUGGUUCGCGUUAUUUUUAGGCCGCCUAAUAGAAUUUUUUCACAACGCUAGCGCGCCAAAUGCUUUUCUGUCUAAAAUAGAAUCGAAAUUUUAUCAAAACACGCACUUUACACUUAUAAAACAAAAUUCACACGCAGCGCUACCAACAAAUUUAAGUGUAUACAAAUAAGCGAGGCGGGGCCGUAAUGAGGCUUUUAUAUGUCUUCGCAUUGAUACUGGCCGUGCGGCUGGCGUCGGUUUUUGUGGUCAAAACCUAUUAUGUGCCGGACGAAUACUGGCAGAGUCUCGAGGUGGCUCACAAACUGACAUUUGGCUAUGGCUACCUGACCUGGGAAUGGGUAAGAGGCAUCCGCAGUUAUGUCUAUCCCCUGAUCAUCGCCGCCAUCUAUAAAGUGUUGGCCCUGCUCCAGUUGGACAGUGCUCAGUUGUUGGUGCUGCUGCCACGCCUACUCCAGGCGACGCUAUCCGCCUAUUCGGAUUAUCGUUUCUAUGUGUGGACGGGCAAACGUAAAUGGGCCCUGUUUCUGAUCCUGGUGCCCUGGUUCUGGUUCUAUACGGGCUCGCGCACGCUGGCCAACACGCUGGAGGCUUCCUUGACCACGAUUGCUCUUAGCUACUUUCCCUGGUUUGGUGAGGGCAGCGCCUAUUUGUGGCCGGCUGCUAUCUGCUGCUUCCUGCGUCCCACAGCAGCUGUUAUUUGGCUGCCAUUGGCACUCUAUCAUCUGCGCAACAGUCGCUUGUCUGCCGUGGAGCUAAUCCUCAAGCGUUUCGUUGUCAUUGGUUUACUUGUGGCUGGUGUUGGCAUUGCCAUAGACACCUAUUGGCAUGGUCAACUGAUUGUGACGCCGUGGGAGUUCCUCAAGUACAAUGUGCUGCACAACAUUGGCAGCUUUUACGGCUCGCAUCCAUGGUACUGGUACUUCACUGUUGGUCUGCCCACAGUGCUGGGCAUCAAUACGCUGCCAUUUAUCUUUGGCAUCAUGCAAACCGUGCGCAAAAGCGAUAGGUUUCCGGUCAGCAAACAGUUGCUGAUCAGCAUAUUGGUCACCUUGCUGGUCCUGAGCACCGUGGAGCACAAGGAGUUCCGUUUCGUCUCGUCCCUGCUGCCGUUGUGUUUGUAUGUCUCGGCGGAGGCACUCUCCCGCUGGAGCUAUCGUGCAUCUCGCACGCAACUGUGGGCAGCUGCUUUGAUCAUACUGAUGGGCAACGUUGUGCCCGCUUGGUACCUGAGCACUGUGCACCAGAAGGGACCCAUUGAGCUGAUGCCCAAGCUGCGAGACAUUGCCCACGAUUAUCGCGAUGAACGCGAGCAUCGCGCCAAUAUACUCUUCCUGAUGCCCUGCCACUCGACGCCUUAUUACAGCCACAUUCACGAGAAUGUCACAAUGCGCUUCCUGACCUGCGAGCCCAAUCUGGAGCAGCGGGAUAAUUUUAAAGAUGAGGCCGAUCGGUUCUUUGAUGCACCCAUGCACUGGAUACGCUCUCAUAUUCCAGUGCAUCCGCGCACUGCGCUGCCCUCGCAUGUGGUGCUCUUUGACACGCUGGGGGAGAGGAUUAGCGAAUUUCUGACUAACUAUAAGCUGCUGCAUAGCAUUGAACAUGCCGAGGUAAACAAACUGAUCGACUCGCAGGCAUUGCUCGACGAUUGGUCGGCAACGGCGUUGGGAGCGAAGCUGCCUAACCUCGCCUCUCUCUUGCAGCACCUGCAGUCGCGCACUGGCAACAGUAUUCUCGUCUAUCAGCGUCUGCAGUCCGGUGAAGAGAAUACAUUUAAUCGCGACGAGUUCCAGGCUCAAGACAUAAUCGUUGAGCCUGAGGCGCUGCCCAGCGAGAAUCAGUUCAAUUAAGUGUACUUAAAAGCCAUUUUAUGCGAAGUUGAAGCAGUCAAAAGUUUAAAAUUUUGUAAGGCCAAUUUUCUUUUAUAUUUUGUACUAAAAAAAAAGACUUGAUGCAAAACUUAAUCCGCCGUUCAAAUGCAAGAAGCAAACUAUUGAAAUUAUUAACAUUACGCGACUAUUAAUCAAUGCCAAGCCUUAGAACAGUUUUUAAAACAUUUUCGAAACCAGUUUGUAGUCAGUGAACGCGUUUUCGUUUUGUGCUCUGUGGUAGUUAAUAAUUCAUUUUAAAUUCAAUAAAUUUGUGUUAGGCGAAAGUGUCUAAAGUGAGGCAAUAUAUGUAAGAAAUUAAUCUAAUGUUUUCUGUCCUUUCUUUAGUCUUGCAAAUAAAGGUUCAGUGAUUAAAAGUCAAGUUUGUAAUUCAA